Messenger RNA from Fomitiporia mediterranea MF3/22, 1820 nucleotides. RefSeq names its product MFS general substrate transporter. Lineage: Eukaryota; Fungi; Basidiomycota; Agaricomycetes; Hymenochaetales; Hymenochaetaceae. The coding region runs from base 88 to 1521 and encodes 477 amino acids. The record is from RefSeq and is a predicted model, not a curated record. The transcript is spliced from 11 exons.
CCUCCUCCUCUCUUCAAAUAGCUCGGUUCUCGUCCGCGCCGUCGUCCUCCUCUCCUUCAGUUCUUCCUCUGCUCUCCUCUGCCUGUCAUGGCUAGUAACGACAUUGAGAAAACGAGCUUCAGCGAGGAUGGCGAGCGCAAUAACGCCGUCGUACCCCAAUACACUGGCCUCAAAGGGGUCUACUAUAAGCCGAUUACUCAAGUAAUCAUGCUCGGCUUUGUCUGCUUCAUGGGCCCUGGUCUCUUCAAUGCUCUCAAUGGUCUUGGUGGAGGAGGUCAACUCGACCAAACUACGGGUGCCAAUGCCAACGCCGCACUCUACGCAACAUUCGCAGCAAUGGCCUUCUUUUCAGGAUCUGUCAACAACAAACUAGGCUCGCGUCUGACGCUCCUGUUGGGUACUUUUGGAUACUCGCUUUACAUCGGCUCAUUUUUGGCAUUUAAUAUUCACCGAAAUCUCGGAGGUUUCGUAAUCGCCGCCGGUGCGAUUCUUGGAAUAUGUGCAGGGCUCCUCUGGACAGCUCAAGGCUCAUUGAUGUUGGCAUACCCGACAGAGGAUCAAAAAGGCUGGUUCAUCGCUGUCUUUUGGGGAAUCUUCAACUUGGGUGGCGUUGUUGGAUCAGCGGUCGCCUUUGGUCAGAAUUUCCAUGCUACGUCUGGAGGAGUUGGAAAUGGAACAUACAUUGGGUUCAUCGUCUUGACCGGAAUUGGUGUCUUGAUUCCUCUAUGUAUGGCUAAUCCGCACAAGAUGAUUCGAAGAGAUGGUACGAAGGUCACUCCUCCGAGGCAUCCGUCAUGGAAGACAGAGCUCUAUGGUCUUUACCUUGCUCUCCGAACGGACCCCGCAAUCAUCCUCCUGUUCCCAAUGUUCUUCGCUUCCAAUUGGUUCUACACAUGGCAGUUUAAUGACUAUAAUGGCACACUCUUCAACAUUCGCACGCGUUCCUUGAACAGCUUCGUAUACUGGACUUCGCAGAUCUUUGGUUCUCUAGCGAUCGGUCUUAUCCUUGAUAACAAGCGCCUCACUCGUCGUGCUCGUGCAUUCACCGGAUGGACUAUCCUCUUCGGUAUGGUCUUCGUCGUCCACAUUUGGGCUUACUUCUACCAGAGGAAGUACACCAGAGAAACUAUACCCCCUCUCAUCGACUUCAGCGACAGCUCCUACCCACAACACGUCUGGCUCUACAUCUUCUGCGGUCUUCUCGAUUCAAUGUGGCAGACAGCAGCGUACUGGAUGAUGGGAGCCAUUUCGAACGACCCUGGUAAACUAGCCUACCUCACUGGUUUCUAUAAAUCUCUCCAGUCGGCUGGUGCGGCGGGAAUAUGGCGCGCGGAUGGUGUUGGGUUACCGUUCAUGAACAUCUUCGCCUCAACUUGGGCUUUACUCGUCGCUGGUCUUCUCUGCGCACUUCCGAUGCUCGCCGUGCGUGUCAAGAACACUACUGGCAUUGAGGACGAGGUUGUCGCUCGUAUGGACGACAGCGGACGCGUACAACCAGUGGAGAAAGUCGUAGGACAUUAACCGCCUAUUUCGCUUGUAUAGUACCACUUUUUGAUUAUCAUCCGUUGUUGGGAUUAUAUGUCGUCGGGGCUUUCUUCCGCCGUGUUGUUCGUUACCCUCUAUUUCCAUCUGACUUUCUUUCUUCCUUUCGAGAUGCUACACGAUUUCGUCAUGUUUUGAGACGUUGCUGUUGAUCGUUCAUCGUUGAUCUAUCAAUAUAUAUGUAAUGACCUGUUCGUAUGACGGAAUACGGUAUACCUGCAUAUCCUGUUAUAUCUAGGUACAUACAAAUUUGAAUAUCACACACAAGGACUCCUACC